This is a messenger RNA of Brassicogethes aeneus, 2386 nucleotides long. Lineage: Eukaryota; Metazoa; Arthropoda; Insecta; Coleoptera; Nitidulidae. The record is from the annotation of a GenBank genome assembly.
UGUCGAUCAGCUGUGAAUCAUUGAAUGUUAUGUUUACGCAUAUUUUGUAACGGUUUAUCGUGAACUAAAGUUUCUAAUCUAAUUUUUUAAUGUCUAAUUAACAAAUGUAACGUUAAAUAAUCGAUAUUUCACUAGAAAAACCCAGUGAAAUCGUGAAAAAUUAAAAUGUCUUCAUAUUUACGGGGUUCCCCUAAUUACGUCUGGUCUACGACGAGUAUUUUGGGCAAAGGGGCCACUGCUACAGUGCACCAGGGUGUGAAUAAAGUAAACGGUGAGCCAGUGGCAGUAAAAACAUUUAACCAUAUAAGCACAUUAAGACCUCUUGAUGUACAGCUAAGAGAAUUUGAAGUUCUUCGUAAAGUUAAGCAUGAAAAUAUCGUUAAAUUGCUUGCUAUUGAAGAAGAGCAAGAUAGUAGAGGUAAAGUUAUUGUUAUGGAACUGUGUACUGGUGGAAGUUUGUUUAAUAUACUUGAGGAUCCCGAGAACACUUAUGGGUUAGAAGAAAAGGAGUUUCUGUUGGUUUUAAAGCAUUUAUUUGCUGGGAUGAAGCAUUUACGUGAGAAUGAGUUGGUGCACAGAGACCUAAAACCAGGUAACAUAAUGAAAUUUAUCAGAGACGAUGGUUCCACAGUGUACAAAUUGACUGAUUUUGGCGCCGCACGUGAGUUACAAGACGGCCAACACUUCCAAUCGCUCUACGGAACUGAAGAAUACCUCCACCCCGACAUGUACGAAAGAGCAGUUUUACGAAAACACGUAAACAAAUCGUUUGGGGCCACAAUUGACCUCUGGUCAAUAGGAGUAACGUUAUUCCACGUCGCCACAGGAAGUCUACCAUUUAAACCCUACGGUGGGAGGAAAAAUAAAGAAACUAUGUACCAUAUUACGACAAAAAAAGAGUCGGGGGUUAUUUCCGGUAUACAAACAAAAGAAAAUGGUCCAAUAGAAUGGAGGAGGGAGCUUCCAAACAGCUGUCAAUUAAGUGCGGGUUUAAAGAAGAUUAUAACCCCACUUUUGGCUGGGCUACUAGAAGCCGACUCUAGAAAAAUAUGGUCGUUCGAAAAGUUUUUCUCUGAAGUAAGUACAGUAUUAUCCAGGGAGGCUAUAAAUAUAUUUCAUGUAAACAGGGCUGAGUUAAUAAAGGUUUAUAUUCACCCUGAUGAAAUUUAUAUGAAUUUGCAAGAGUAUAUAACAGAACAAACUGGUAUGGGACAAACAAGUCAAAUUAUAUUAUAUGAGACGACUUUGUUAAAUGAUAUUGUUAGGGAAAAUACAAGAGCGUGUGGUUAUCCAAAAACUACAGAGGAAGAACCGAUAUUUUUGUUUAAUAAAGAGAAUAAUAAUAUUACUAUUGACCCUCGUAGAGAUAUACCAAAGUUUAAUGAUUUUCCUAAUGUAGUAGUGGUGGAAAACGAUGCUUCACAGGCUAAAGUUGCAUGUAGUGUAGGUCACAUUUGUAAAAGACUUAUAGAAAAAUUUUCUCUAGCUUGCAAACUUAUAUGGGACACCAUUGACAAAUUCACAAAAUAUAUAUAUGAAGAACUACGACUAUUAAACACAGACACAAUGCAUUUGAAGGAAAAAUACACAUUAACUAACAAAAACGCGGAAAUAAUCGAAUUCUCACAAAGUAUAAGCAAAUAUAAAACCGGAAACUUCAAAAGUAAACUUGGCAAAAUAAGCAUGGAAUUUCUUAGGGACUCAGUGGUAGGUGUGCAAAAUCUACACAAAACUCAUUGCAUUGAAAAUAAUCUUAAAUCUCAAUGGGAAAAUAUAAGCCGUGAUUUAAAAUGCCCCCAUAAAAAUAAGGCCCCAGCAAGGGCUAAAACUAUGGUCGAGAAUUUAAGGGAUUCAUGGCAAAAUCUUGUACGAGAUAGAGCUACAAGAUCUCUCUCAUACAAUGAUGAACAAUUCCAUAUACUAGAAAGAAUAAAAAUUACACAAACAAUAAAAAGAAUAUUAGAGUUACUUGAUAAAGAAGUUGUGCCUCUAUACGCUCAACUAGCCGAAAAUUUCGGUGAUUGGUACAAAAUGGCUCAAAACAUACAACUUAAAGCGGAUAUUCUAAAAGCAGAUGUAUUCAAAUAUGACGAAAGAUUAGAGGACUUUUCCAGUGAGAUGUUUAUAAGUAACUCUGUUUAUAUGGAUCAUAUUAAAAAUAAUACACAGGCGAAAUCUGUUCUCCCCAAAGAUAUAAAAAGUAAUAAUCAAAAGGAUAAGUUAAAAAAUGUACUGAUGGAUUUUAAAAAAGAGUCCAAAGAUUUUAAGGAAAUUAUGGAUGAGAACAAAAAUUUGGUUAAUCAGCUUAAAGAAUUUAAAUUGUUUGCUGAUAACCCCCUUGCAUAAUAUGUGAUAUAAAGUAUUUUAAUUUAAAAGUUAUUAAUCA